Molecule: messenger RNA, 5528 nt
Organism: Asterias rubens (European starfish)
Lineage: Eukaryota; Metazoa; Echinodermata; Asteroidea; Forcipulatida; Asteriidae
Product: 3'-5' RNA helicase YTHDC2-like
Exons: 33
Coding region: 246-4952 (1568 amino acids)
Cellular component (GO): intracellular anatomical structure
Molecular function (GO): protein binding; ATP binding; RNA binding
Source: RefSeq, a predicted model, not a curated record
UGAAUGUCGCUUGGUUGUCUGACUCUGGGAUUUCUGUCAAUGAAUGAGCAAUACCGGAUGGUGUAGAUCAUAGAUGGUUAACUGCACUGGAAGUAGCUUUGGAAGUUUGCAUCCACAGGAAUUUCGGUCAGCAGUCCCACUUGUUUCCAUCCGGCCAGCUGUCGUCUCUUUGCAGCUCAACUGACUCUCCCACUUUUGGAGGUGGUUUUCCCAUUGACGGUGGAGGAGACAUCAACCCUAGCAACAUGCCGAAGAACUACAAGGGCAAGAGGAACAAUCCCAAGGAGGUUCUCGUGGGUGAAGAAAUCAAGAUAUCAGUCAACAUCGCUAUUCAAGAAUUUAGACAUAAUGAGACUAAAAAAGAGCUAGAGUUUCCAUCUUCUUUGAACAACACAGAGAGAGCCUACAUUCAUGGCCUGGCCCAAAAUUUUGGACUGAAAUCUAAAAGCAAAGGCAAAGGAGCCAGUCGAUACUUGACCCUGUUCAAGAAGGAGAAGAAUAAACAAGGCAGCAUAGCAACAUUUGAUCUCACCCGAGAUUCACGUAAUGAGUCCCACGGUCUACUCCAACGCUUCCCAGUCAACCAGAGAGAGAGGUUAGAGCUUCAGCCUAGGAUGGAGAGAAGACGCUAUGGUGUACCUGGUGGACAACCCAGAGAAACACCAAAAACCACUGGUCGGCUCAACAACGGCAUUGCGCAAACCCCAGCAAAGAGGGCAGGCUCUGAUCUUGACUCGUUCCGGCAGACGCUACCGGUGUACUUGAUGAAGGAUGAGAUCAUGCAAGCCAUCAAUCGACAGAGAGUCGUCAUGAUCUCUGGAGAGACUGGAUCGGGAAAGACAACUCAGAUUCCGCAGUUCAUCCUAGACGAGUCUUUCCAGCAGAAGCAGAGUUGUCGUAUCCUGUGCACUCAGCCUCGUAGACUGUCUGCUUUGUCUAUUGCUGAGAGGGUCGCUGCAGAGAGAGGGGAAAGUAUCGGCCAAGCUGUUGGGUAUCAGAUCAGACUGGAGAGUAGGGUCUCACCUAAGACAGUGUUGACGUUCUGCACCAAUGGAGUUCUGCUUCGGACAUUGAUGGCAGGUGAUAAUGCACUGCAGUCUGUCACACACAUUAUCGUGGAUGAGAUACAUGAACGAGACCGCUUCUGUGAUUUCCUACUGAUCCAACUGCGAGAGGUCAUGGUCAGAUUGAAGCAUUUAAAAGUCAUUCUCAUGAGUGCCGCUCUGGAUACGGAGCUCUUCGUUCGAUACUUCAACAACUGCCCUCUGGUUUCGGUUCCUGGUAAAAUCUUUGAGGUGGAGGAACUCUUUCUUGAGGAUGCACUAAAAUGCACGGGGUACACUAAUGAUAGAAUGCAGAAAUUCAUCAAGGAAAAGUCCAAGUUGGCUAAACAGCAGAGUCAGCUGAAUGAGUGGUAUGAAGAGCCCAGCGUAGUCAAAGGAGCUGCUUCAAGGAACGAGGAUGGAGUCGGUAAAAUAACCAGGGACCUCUCUGCAACUGGGCUGGGCGGGGGUUCGAACUCCAACAAGGCAUUGCUUGAUGCAUCUGUGGAUGUAGCAGACAUGCCAGAUUGGUUGCAGAAGGACAUGGAUAGCGCCCUCGGUGACUGCUGGCUGAAAGGCACCGAGGAGGCGUUUGCGCAACUCAUGCAUCUUGUACUGGAGGAGAACGUCAGUGCUGACUAUGCCCACGCUGAGACCAGCGCUACCGCCCUAAUGCUUGCAGCAGGUAGAGGCAAUGUAGAAAUCGUAGAGAGAUUGCUAAGCUUAGGAGCUAAUGCUACACAGAGAGCUUCAAAUGACAUGACUGCAAUAGACUGGGCCAAGAAAUUCAACCAGACUGAUGUUGUAGAAGUUCUUCAGGCUCACAUCACCAACACUCAGACAGAGACAGAUUUUGAGACGGACCUUAUCGAGGACAGUUCAGACAUCACUGCCGAGGACAAAGAGUUACUCCAGGCGUACCAUCACAGCUUCGAUGAUGAGAGAGUCGACAUAAAACUCAUCAUUGCAUUACUCACCUACAUCUUAGAUAACUCUGAAGAAGGUGCAAUCCUCGUCUUCUUGCCCGGGUAUGACGACAUUGUGUCCCUUCGAGACACCUUACUCAGCGAUGACAGCAUGUUCUCGGAUAGUAGUCACUACCAAGUCUACACACUCCACUCCUCGAUGCAAAGCUCUGAUCAGAAGAAAGUAUUCAGGAAAUCCGUCGUUGGAGUCCGCAAAAUUGUUCUUUCUACAAACAUUGCAGAGACGAGUGUAACCAUCAAUGAUGUUGUGUUUGUCAUUGAUUCUGGAAAGGUCAAAGAGAAAUCAUUUGACGCUCUGACUUCUGUGUCCAUGCUGAAGAGCAACUGGAUCUCAAAGGCCAGCGCUAAGCAGAGAAAAGGAAGGGCUGGUCGCUGUCGCCCAGGUAUGUGCUUCCACCUGAUGAGUAGAGUUCGUUAUAAGAGUCUGGCAGCCUUCCAGACGCCAGAGAUUCUCCGGCUGCCUCUACAGGAGUUGUGCCUACACACAAAACUCUUGGCACCAGUCAACAUGACCAUUGCUGAGUUCCUCUCCAAAGCGGCAGACCCACCAGCAAUUCUCAUCGUCAAGAAUGCCGUCCAGCUUCUCAAGGCCAUUGAUGCAAUAGACAACUGGGAGGAUCUGACUGAGUUAGGUCACCACCUUGCUGAUCUACCAGUAGAGCCUAGAUUAGGCAAGAUGAUGCUGUACUCCAUCGUACUCAAGUGCCUUGAUCCUGUGCUGACUAUAGUGUGUGCUCUGGCUUACAGGGAUCCAUUCGUUUUGCCAAACCAUCCCUCCGAGAAGCGAGCAGCAAUGGCCGUCCGUAAGAAGUACGCUGCCAAUACCUACAGCGACCACAUGGCCUUACUCAGAGCAUUCCAGGCGUGGCAGAGAGCUCGUAGUGAUGGUUGGGAGAGAGCAUUCUGCGUCAGGAACUAUUUGUCUCAGGCCACCAUGGAGAUGAUAGUAGGAAUGAGGACCCAGCUUCUAGGCCAGCUCAGAGCUUCUGGAUUUGUGCGAGCUCGAGGACCGGGAGACAUCCGAGAUCUGAACACCAACUCUGAGAACUGGGCAGUGGUAAAGGCGUCGCUGUGUGCCGGCAUGUACCCUAACAUCAUCAAGGUGGACCGGGAGAGAAAACAACUUACAACUCAGACAGAGAGCAAGAUCCGAUUCCAUCCCAACUCGGUGCUACACGAUUCCUCCAAUAACAAGCUAUCAAUGGGUAUGGCACAACAAGGGAUCAUAGAUUCUUUACCCACUGAUUGGCUGAUCUACGAGGAAAUGACAAGGUUCCACCGCCACACGAGUAUCCGCUGCACAACCAUUGUUUCCCCCCUCGCAGUGGCGCUCUUCACCGGCCCGUCUCGUCUUCCUCAAGAUGCCCUCGUUCAGCCGGAAGACAACAUCGCCAACGGAGCCAACCAGGACGACAGCGACAGCGAUGCUGACGACGAGGAGAAAGGUCAAAGGGCAGGACUGAAACUAGACGACUGGAUCGUUCUCAGGGCAGACACAGAGGCUGCUAAUCUAGCACUGUUACUCAGACAGAAGUGGCACACAUUGUUCCUACGGAGGAUGCGCAUGCCAGCUAAACCAUGGACACCGGGCGAUGAGGCUGUCUUGAGAACCAUUGUCAAAGUUCUUAGCAAUGAAGAGCAGGCAUUAGGAUUGCAGCAACCUGUUGGUGUUGGUCAGCGCCCAAAGCCCAUGGCUAUGGAUCAUUUCAAUAACACCCCGCCCCGACGGAGCGUUGGUAAUAGGUUCAAUCAACAAGCUCAUCAGAAUAACCAAGGUUCACGGAUGGCAAGUACCGUAUCCAACGACAGAGUGCAAGAAUUCAGACCAUCAGGCAAUAAAAAACAUUGGGGUUGUUCUUCUCCUCCAAACCAAACCAAAACUCCUGCUUCAAGUAAGCCAGCUUCUACCCUGAACGCCUCAGCUCCUGCCUGGCAAGGGAAGGCAUCUUACAGUGGUGGCAGUAGUGGAAAUGCUGGUGGCAGAGGUGAGAUUUCUGGUGGCAGCAGUGGGACUACUGGUGGCAGCAGUGGGAUAACUAGUGGCGGCAGCAGGAUGAAGGCUGCAGGAGGUGUUGAGGCUUAUGGAGGGCAGCAAGUACCACAGUGUCCUGAUAGCUCAUUGAAUGCAGUAAGAUACUUCAUCAUGAAGUGUCACGAUCCCUUCAAUAUUGAGCUGUCAUUUCACAAUGGGUUAUGGUGUGUGUCUCCAACUACUGCAAAAAUACUAAGCAGUGCAUUCCAAACGUCCCAAGCUAUCUUCCUGUUCUUUGCAAUCCAAGGCAGUAAUCACUUUCAGGGAUUUAGCAAGAUGACGUCGGACAUUCGCUAUUCACAGACUGUGGAGUGGAGAGAUGGCUCCAUGAGGAACGGCGCUGAAGUUGGCGUGCAGUGGAUCAAAAGAGCCAAUGUCAGCUUCAACCAGACACGGUUUUUGCUCAACCAGAAAGUGCAGAUGAACAGAGACGGUCAGGAAUUGGAGCCCUCUGUUGGUGAAAAGCUUCUGCAGUUGUGGGCCAGGGUAGCAACGUGCCAGGCAGCCAACAACCCACAAACAGCACCCUCUUGGGGUCAAGAGUUUAAUAAAGGUCAGCAAGAUUUCAGAGGUCAGCAUCAACUGAACCCCGAUUCUCAACACCCCAAUCGGUCCAACAGUCCCCAGGGAUCAACCUUGCCUGGUCAGAACUGGUCAGCAGAGGGCGGGCUUCAACCAAUAGCUCAUUCGUCCCCGGCGUACUACCAGGGUCCGGCUGCGUAUUGUAAGAAGGGAACGAAAACCACAGAGGGCGUUGUUGAUGAAUACCCCAGCGGAGAGAGGAAUUCAACGACUAGUUGGACGUGGUCGGCAGAUGAUGGGAGUGAAGGCGGUGUGGUCGCCAGUGAAAGUGAUCACCAGCCGCCCGGAGGUUACUAUUCAACUCACUAAGUGCCUUAUGAUGUUGUAAAGUGUUCCUAUAAGGAUUUUAAAGUAGUUCAUGUUUCAAAUGCUUUUGAUUAUUAUAAAGGAUAAAUUGAACCAAGUAUUAAUCAAAGCUGAUUUUGGACCUUCAAUCGAAGCGUCAUCAGAGAUAAUUUUAUUGUGAACUUUCUAUGAAUGUAUUAUAAUGUUGUUUAUUUCUCAUAUUUGAGGUUAAACCAAACUUCAUUUAGACAUUUUAAAAAGACUACAGGCUGAAUGCAGUGAUGGUAGAAACUUGAAUCACUGACUCCAUUUCAAAUCCCUUAAUCAGGUCAUUGAUUUGUCAAGAUUUUGCGUGAUUUCAAGAAUUUUUAUUUGACACCCUGGGCCCUAAAUUUGCCUUCGGCUCUUUUGUAUAAUGACCAAACCAUCCGACCUCUAAGUGAAAUAAUUUUGAGAGUCUGAAAACCUCUAAAUUUUGUCACAGGUUUGGAUAUUUUCCAUUGUAAACCAAGUUAUCACAUUUGACGUGAUUAAAUUUAAAGGCAGUGAACACUAUGGUAAUUACUCAAAAUAAUUAUCAUCAUAAAACCUUAUGAUUAC